AGUGGUACUGGCGCCUGCAUGGAAAUUUCUUUGGUGGUUUCUGCUUAUUUCCUUGGGAGUAGAGUUUCUAGAUGACAAGAUAAUUGAACUCGGUUUUAGGAAAUCUGUUGCUUCCACGAGGAUUACCAUGAAAGUCCGACAUUAAUAUGGGUGCUUCCUCUUAAUUUCAGCUAGUCAGUGUGAACGUUUCUAUUACUCUCUCUGUCUCUCUCUCUGUCUCUUUCUCUAACAUUAAUGAGUUAGCUGUUUAUAUAUGGAUACAGUUGCCUCUGUAUCUCUCUAUCCUAGAACGACAAGACUUUCACAAAGUCUCUACCCGGUGUUUGGUCCUGUUAACAUUUGUCCUGCUACCAGUUGCCUUUUUUCAUUGGCUUUGUUUAUUGUGUAUGAGUUGCUCCUCAGAAAACUGAUGAAAUCGAGAUGCAUCAAUGAGGUCAAUGUGCAGUUUGUGAAAGAAUUAGAGCGUCUCUAAGAGAUUAAGGCCUCUGCUUGGUAGAAGAAAAAUUUCAAAUUUUUUAAGCAGUACUGGCAAGUUGAGACGUUAAUAUGGGAGCCAAAUCAUCCAGACAUGACAGUCAACGCUACAGUUACAGCCAUGAUGGUUCAUAUCGAUAUGCUUCUUCAAAUCUCGGCUCUUCAUCAAAUUUCGGUUCCUCAUCAAAUCUCGGCUCUUCACCAUCUCCUUAUCCUUAUGCUAUAAAUAAUUUUGAUUAUGAUGCAAGGAGCAGAAUGCAGUCAAAGUACGGGAGAAUUGGUGACAACUACAACUCAUUGGAACAGGUGACGGAAGCUCUUCACCAAGCUGGUCUCGAAUCUUCCAAUCUUAUUGUAGGUAUUGAUUUCACAAAAAGCAAUGAGUGGACAGGUGCACGAUCUUUCCACCAUAGGAGCCUGCAUCACCUCGGAGAUUUGCCAAAUCCUUAUGAACAGGCAAUAUCAAUCAUUGGAAGGACACUAUCAGCUUUUGAUGAGGAUAACCUUAUUCCUUGUUAUGGCUUUGGUGAUGCAACUACACAUGAUCAAGACGUUUUUAGCUUUUAUGAGGAUAGGCCAUGUAAGGGCUUUGAGGAUGUACUUGCUCGUUACAGAGAAAUAGUUCCACAUGUACAUUUAUCUGGUCCGACAUCUUUUGCUCCAAUCAUUGAAACUGCUAUAGGAAUAGUUGACGCGAGCUGCGGUCGGUAUCAUGUUCUUAUGAUCAUUGCUGAUGGACAGGUUCUGGCUAAUGGUCCUCAAGAGCGAAGUACCAUUGAUGCAAUUGUAAAGGCAAGUAACUAUCCUUUGUCCAUAGUUUUGGUUGGAGUUGGUGAUGGACCAUGGGACAUGAUGCACCAGUUCGAUGACAACAUUCCAUCUCGGGCUUUUGAUAAUUUCCAGUUUGUAAAUUUUACCGAAAUCAUGUCGAAAUACAUUCAACCAUCCAUGAAGGAGACUGUGUUUGCUCUGAAUGCACUAAUGGAGAUACCAUUACAGUAUAAAGCUACAGUGGACCUCCACCUUCUGGGCUCUCAAAGAGGAACACUUGGGAAGUUUCCCCUCCCUCCUCCAGUUGGGAGCAUUUCAGUGAGUUCUUAUGCUAAGUAUAUACCAUCAAGCAGCAAUGAUCACGGAAAUAGAUAUAUGCAGUCAAGCAUCAGUGACCAAGGAGAUGAAUUUCAGUAUGCGCUGUCUUCAUAUGAACAACAAUCCUCACAUGAUAGGAGUUGUCCAGUGUGUUUGUGGAGUAAGAAAGAUCUUGCAUUGGGAUGUGGACAUCAGACAUGCUGUGAUUGUGGAAGUGGUUUAACCUUGUGCCCAAUUUGUCGAACCCACAUAACCACAAGGAUAAAGCUGUAUGAGUAGUGAAUCCGACUGAGAAGCCAUAUCCGCGGCCAUAUUGAAGGAAGCUUGUUAGGCUCUCUCAGUUAUAUCACAGUUGCUACACUUUAGCUGUAUUUAAGGAACCAAAGGUCAUAUGAUUCUGAUUUCUUUGGGUUAAUGUGUGCUUAAAAAGUUUUUCUGCUCACCCACAAAGAAAAAAAAAAGUUCUUGUAAUUUCCCUUUAAUUGAAUCAGAAAAUAUGCCUAUAGCAAGCACUCAAAACUUUACUAAAUAAUAUGACAAGCAAAUUGAAACA
Molecule: messenger RNA, 2116 nt
Organism: Juglans microcarpa x Juglans regia
Lineage: Eukaryota; Viridiplantae; Streptophyta; Magnoliopsida; Fagales; Juglandaceae
Product: E3 ubiquitin-protein ligase RGLG2-like
Exons: 11
Coding region: 547-1842 (431 amino acids)
Source: RefSeq, a predicted model, not a curated record